AACACUUCAUGUGUUAAACUUGUUAAAGGGGAAGUGAUGAAGCUGAAGGCGUCUCGCUGCUGCUCAGACUGAUGUUCACUCGUCAUCCAGACACGAUGAAGACUCCGUGUGUCUCUCUGCUCCUCGGUGUGUGUGUGCUGCUGCUGUCUGCACCGACUGUUUCUGCAGUGUCUCUGUCUGUCGGUCCAAACCUUCAGCAGUUCUUCAGAGGAUCUUUAGUGUAUCUGAGUUGUGUUGAUGAUGGACAGACAGCUGAUGGAUGGACAGUGAAGAGGACCAGAGGAGGACUCACUGAGGACUGUGGAGCAGCUCCAGGCUUUGGGGGGCUUCUUGGUUCCUACUGUGUUGUGGAUCUUUCUGCUCCCAGUGAAACCUUCUGGUGUGAGGACUCCUCUGGACAGCAGAGUGACAGAGUCUCCUUCAGUGUCCAAUCAGACACUACAGGUGUCAUCCUGGAGAUCCCUGCACUUCCUGUGAGGACAGGAAGUGAUGUCAUUCUGCGCUGCAGACAGAGGAAUGGUGCCACAGUCAAAGCUUAUUUCUUCAUCAAAGGAAGUUCUGUUGGUCCUAAACCAGAGCACAUCAUCACUAACAUCACACAGGCUGAUGAAGGUCUCUACUCAUGUUCUACUGAUGAGAGUGGAAAGUUUCCUCAGAGCUCUCUGAGGGUCAGAGAUCCUCCCAAAAUCAUCCAUCCUCCUCCUCCUCACUGUCCUCCUCCUCCAAGCACCUCCACAAACUUUGCUCCUCCUGUAGAAACUGGUCUUACGUGUCCUCCCUGUCCUCCUCCUCCUCCUCCUCCUCCUCAUCCUUCCUCUCUCGUGGUCCCAGUUGUAGCAGGUCUGGUCUCUGGGCUUCUCCUGGUUCUGGUUCUGGGUGGAGUUCUGUUCCUCUGCAGUAAACUAAAAGGAGGUCGGGGAGCAGACCUGUGGAGCUGUGGAGGUGACGGCUGUCUGAGACGGAGCGUCUGCCUCUGCUUUUCAGGCCUGUUUCUGCUGACUGCUGCAGGUGUGUGUGUGCUGCUGCUGUCUGCUCUGGCUGUUCCUGCAGCUCCUCCUCCCUCUGAGCUCAGACUCUUCUGCCAUCUAGUGGUCUUCUGUCCGUACUGCAUCUCCACCGGUCUGCUGCUGUCCAUCUGCUGGAGCAGGAAGAACAAACCAGCCGUCUCCAUGGAGAUGACCCAGCAUGAUGGAGGAGGUCAGGGAUUGGACAGAGAGUAUGAUGAUGUCACCACUGAGCAUGCCUUCUGAGCUGCGGAGCCUGUUAGUGUUUAAGCUGCAGAUGAUGAUUUUUCACUGCUGGUAAAGACUUCACUGGUCUUUAACUUCUUCUUCAAACUCUUCCACUGGACUGCUCCACAUCAGCUCACAGUUGUUCAUAUUUGUUGUAAACUGACUUCUCCUCCCACAGUCCCACAGCCAGGAGUGUUUAUGAUGG
This is a messenger RNA of Oreochromis aureus, 1437 nucleotides long. RefSeq lists its product as uncharacterized. Gene Ontology annotation, molecular function: transmembrane signaling receptor activity. The record is from RefSeq and is a predicted model, not a curated record. Lineage: Eukaryota; Metazoa; Chordata; Actinopteri; Cichliformes; Cichlidae. Bases 72 to 1250 code for a protein of 392 amino acids. Gene Ontology annotation, biological process: cell surface receptor signaling pathway. The transcript is spliced from 9 exons.